UGCUGGCAUGUUCCAUUCCAUUGAGAGGAACUAAACCGAACGAAACUCCCCUCCGGAAUAAGUUUCGAGUCCACCAAUCGUAAAAACCCUAAUCAGACCUCCAACUUCCGAGAAAUUGGAUGUUACUUCACUGUUAAUCAUGUCUUGGGAGCUGAUUCUAUGGAUAAUCUUUUUCUUCAUCAACAUAGCCCUUCUCGGUUCAACUUUCUAUCAGAUUUUAUGCUUAUCCGAUUUGGAGGCUGAUUAUAUGAACCCUUACGAAUCAUCAUCUCGCAUUAAUUCCAUUGUUGUUCCUGACUUUAUACUGCAAGGAGUAUUGUGCAUGCUUUUCCUCUUAACCUGGCAUUGGUUCCUGUUCCUGAUUUCGGUUCCUAUCACUUGCUAUAAUGCGAUGCUGUUUAUGAAACGGCAGCAUCUUAUUGACGUAACUGAAGUUUUUAGAACUCUUAGUGCCGAGAAGAAGUACAGGGUUGCCAAGCUUGCCUUUUACCUGUUUCUCUUUAUCAUUGUCAUUAUCAGGCUUGUAAUAUGUAUUUUCAACUCUGUAAUUGAUGAAGAAGAUGCAGUGCAUAUAUUUUGAUUACCCACUGCGUGGCAGUGUUAUUGCCUCUUAUUUCUUAUGAUGCAUGCUGUCCCCUCCCACGCACAGGUGGCGGGCACAAUGUCUGCAUAAAUGGCUUCACCAUUCUACUAUGGUUUUACUAGACUUCAUUAGCCAAGUGGCAUUUCAUACCUGAUAAAAAAAAUAAAAAUACACAAAAAAGGUCAGGAAAAGAACAUCAAGGUUUAGUUAAAGCGGUGGUGCAGCUUAGCAUGAUCAAUGAUUAAUGCCAUUUUGGAAUAAUUCUGCUUUGAGCCAGUGGCCAGUUAGUUAUGUGACGUAAUCUGCGCUUUGCCUGUUUUACCACUUUUGCACUAUAAUUUGGCGUAGAUGUCUAGCAUUCCAGAUUGCUGCUGUCUCUACAUGUAUGUAUACUCACACACGGGUGCGUGCGUGGGUUCUGCACAAUGUGUCAUUUAUAUUGUGAGGGUUGCACAUAA
Vitis riparia (riverbank grape) is the source of this 1041-nucleotide messenger RNA. Its product is annotated as protein cornichon homolog 1. The record is from RefSeq and is a predicted model, not a curated record. The transcript is spliced from 5 exons. Gene Ontology annotation, biological process: vesicle-mediated transport. NCBI's taxonomy places the organism in Eukaryota, Viridiplantae, Streptophyta, Magnoliopsida, Vitales, Vitaceae. Bases 140 to 580 code for a protein of 146 amino acids.